AGAGAAGCCAGAUAAACAUGGCACCGAAAGUUCCAGCAGCAAAGAAAGGCGAGAAGCGAGCGGGAAAAACUAAGUCGGCGGCAGUUGAUGGUUCGGCCAAGAAAAAGAGGAAGGGAAAGAGAAAGGAGAGCUAUGCGAUCUACAUCUACAAGGUCCUUAAGCAAGUUCAUCCCGAUACGGGUAUUUCUAGCAAGGCCAUGGGUAUCAUGAAUUCGUUUGUGAAUGAUAUCUUCGAGCGUAUCGCCAAUGAGUCUUCCCGCCUGGCGCACUACAACAAGAAGUCGACCAUCAGCCCCCGCGAGAUCCAGACCGCCAUCAGGUUGCUUCUGCCCGGAGAACUUGCAAAGCAUGCUGUCA
Messenger RNA from Orbicella faveolata, 357 nucleotides. RefSeq names its product histone H2B-like. NCBI's taxonomy places the organism in Eukaryota, Metazoa, Cnidaria, Anthozoa, Scleractinia, Merulinidae. The record is from RefSeq and is a predicted model, not a curated record.